Zingiber officinale is the source of this 1751-nucleotide messenger RNA. RefSeq names its product putative E3 ubiquitin-protein ligase UBR7. The transcript is spliced from 6 exons. NCBI's taxonomy places the organism in Eukaryota, Viridiplantae, Streptophyta, Magnoliopsida, Zingiberales, Zingiberaceae. Gene Ontology annotation, molecular function: zinc ion binding; ubiquitin protein ligase activity. Gene Ontology annotation, cellular component: cytoplasm. The record is from RefSeq and is a predicted model, not a curated record. Bases 204 to 1478 code for a protein of 424 amino acids.
AUCUAUUUAUUCGUCUCUCCUCGCACUGUCUCCGAAUCCAAUCCGCCCUCUCUCCCACUCCGCCUCCCGAUCCCUCGAAUCCCACUUCGAUUCGAUACUUUCCAUUCCCCGAGCCCGCGAGGAACCCUAACCCUAGCUCGCCCCCUUCCGUUGUUCCAGAUUCCGCCGGUUAGGGUUGCAGUUUGGGGCUUUCAAUCGUCGAAAUGGCUGACGCCUUGAAGGACGAGACCGAGCAGACCGUGACGAUCGAGGAGUACAUCGAAGAGCUCGAGGCGGAAGAACUCGAGGCUGAUCUAGUUCUGGGGGGCGACGAGGGCAAGGAGUGCACGUAUCCGAGUGGGUACAUGAAGAGGCAGGCCAUCUUCUCGUGUUUGACGUGCGUUCCUAGUGGCAACGCCGGGGUUUGCACAGCCUGCAGCCUCUCUUGCCACGAUGGCCACGAGGUCGUGGAGUUGUGGACCAAAAGAAAAUUUUGCUGUGAUUGUGGCAACUCAAAGUUUGGGGAAUUUUCUUGCAAGCUUCAUCCUGAUAAGGAGCCUGAAAACAGUGAGAACUCAUACAACCAUAAUUUUAGAGGUUCUUACUGCACCUGUGGUCGCCCAUAUCCUGAUCCAGAUGCCAAAGAGCAAAUUGAAAUGAUACAAUGCUGUAUAUGUGAAGACUGGUUUCAUGAUAAUCACCUUGGACUUAACUCUCCGGACGAGAUUCCAAGAGAUGAGGAUGGCGAACCUGUCUAUGAUGACUUCAUCUGUGAAAAGUGUGCCACCACCUUUUCAUUCCUGAAAUUUUAUCCUUCUUCUUUAUGGGCCUUGCCAAAGCAAAAGAAUGCGCCUUCGGUCCAGAGUAGCACUGAGAAUGUGAUGGAGAAUGACUGCUUAACUUCUCUGAGUGCCAAGGCGAUUGACAGUCAUAUUUCCCAAUCUGAGAUUCAGGCAGAUUGUUCAAGUUCACUCUCCCAACCGGAAAGUUCUUCUACCAAGAAGGAUUCUACUUGCGAAAAUGGCACUGAAGUAAAUGCAAUGUUGGAGGAUAAUAAAGCACGGCCUGAGGAUCGAGGCUCAACCGCCACAUGCCCUGUUGGAGUGGACAUUAUCGAGGCAACCCUUCCCUCUGAGAAAGCAGGGCCCAUGUUUCUCCUUAAAAAAUGGAGAGAACUUCUUUGCAAAUGUAGAAGCUGUAGUGAAUUCUAUACCCUUAAAGGAGUAGAAUUUCUAAUUGACAAGGAGGACACAAUUGAGGAAUAUGAAAAGAUGGGCAAGUCGAAGAGGGACGAAAAAUUGAAGCAACAGGAAGGAGCUGAAUUGAACUUUCUCAACACUCUGAAUCAUGUCCAGAAAAUAGAAAUCUUCAGUGGGAUAGCUGACAUGAAGAAUGAACUGCAUUCCUUUUUGAAUGAUCUGUCUCCCAUUGUGUCUCAAGAAGGAAUCUUUCGAUUCAUCAAAGGCUGUGACAUCGGAGGAUAUCAAAGGUGUGUUUGAAAACCUCGCCAAGAAAAAGAAGCAAAGGCUGACAUGAGUUUCUUCGGUAUCCCCGGAAACAUGGAGGUCUAGUUUAGUUCUCUUUAGACUUGAUAUGCCAAGUUAUGAGUUAUCAGCUUUGUUGGUGCUUGUUGUACUCUGCUAAUGAGUAAUGACUCUUGCCACUAUGAGUAUAAUCUAUAGCAGUUCUCUGUUAUUAAGAAUAUGCCAACUUAUAAUUGCAGUUCAACAUUUAAAUUAAGUUCUUAUUAAUGUUGAAGGCUUUUAUGUGUU